GUGAAAGUUCACCAAACUAGGAAGUGUCCAACGGUUGGCUGUCGGCUCUGUGAAGUGUGUGCCCUGAUUGUCGAAGUUGUGUGCUCAUCUUUUGAAUUUGAUCAAUGCAAAUAGCUAACAAUAUUUAGCUAUAAACAAUAAGCUAGCAGGUGGCGAAUAAGCUCCAUCCUUUCAGCCAGCAAGCUGGCAUGAUGACCACUAUCGUCCAUGAUACCUCAGAGGCUGUGUGUCUAUGCGAGGAGUACAGCCUGUACCUUAAGCCCAUUGCCAAGAUGACUGUCAGCGUGGCCUUACCUCAGCUCAAGUUGCCUGGAAAGAGCAUCUCCAACUGGGAGGUCAUGGAGAGAGUCAAAGCGAUGGUGGCUCCAGAGCAGUUCUCAGCUCUGCGGAUUUCCAAAAGCACCAUGGACUUCAUCCGCUUUGAUGGAGAGGUGGAGAACAAGGGCGUGGUCAAGAGCCUGCUGGGACGCCUGGAUGGAAAGACUAUCAAACUCAGCGGCUUCACAGACAUAUUGAAGGUGCGCGCCUUGGAAAACAAGAUGGACUUCCCCACCCGUCACGACUGGGACUCGUUCUUCCGUGACGCAAAGGACAUGAACGAGAGAAUGCCCGGGGAGAGGCCUGACACCAUCCACCUGGAGGGCCUCCCCUGCCGCUGGUUCAUCCAGAAGGACGGCCUCCCCGACCGGCCCGUCGAGGCCGUGUUGCAGGCCGUCUUUGAGUGCUUCGGACCCAUCCGAAACGUAGACAUCCCCAUGCUGGACCCCUACCGGGAGGAAAUGCUGGAUAAGAACUUCAACACCUUCUCUUUCGGGGGCCACCUGAACUUCGAAGCCUUCGUCCAGUACCAGGAGUACUGUGGCUUUGCCAAAGCCAUGGACACGCUGCGCGGGAUGAAGCUCAUGUUCAAGGGAGAGGAUGGCAAAGCUGUGGCCUGCAACAUUAAAGUGACCUUUGACACCAGCAAGCACCUGAGCGAGACGUCCCUGAAGAGGAGGCAGCAGGAGAGGAUGAAGCUGCAGGAGCUGGAGAGACAGAGGGAGGAGCAGAAGCGACGGGAGAAGGAGGAGGAGGAGAAACGCAAGGAGGACGAGAGGAGGCAGAAGGAGCAGGAGGAGGAGGAGAAGGAGAGGAAGCGGGAGGAGCGCCUGCGCAAGCGCGAGCAGAAGCUGCGGGAGCGGGAGGACAAGCGGAGCCAGAAGAAGGCCAAGAAGCUCCAGGAGGAGGAGCAGAGGCGGCUGCAGAUGAAGAUCGCCAUGGAGGAGCGGAGGCUGCUGCUGGCCCAGCGCAACCUGGAGUCCAUCCGCCUCAUUGCCGAGCUCCUGGGGCGCGCCAAGGCCCUCAAGCAGCAGGAGCAGGAGAAGGAGAGGGCGGAGCGAGAGCAGAGGGAGCGGGCGGAGCAGAGGCGGCAGAGGGAGGAGCUGGCCCGGCUGCAGCAGCUGGAGGCCUGCCGGCGCAAGCAGGAGGAGGAGCUGCGGCGGGUGGAGGCGGAGAAGGGGCGAGCCCUGGAGCUGCAGCGCAAGGAGAAGGAGCUGAGGGGCCGCCUGCUCGGGAACCUGCUGAAGAAGAACGCCGGGGAGGACGCCCAGACUCCCGGGGACCCCCGGGGCCUGGCGCUGCCCACGGAGCAGGCCUCGCUCCUCGGGCCCCUCGGCCAGGACGGUGGGCCCCAGCCGCCGGUGAAUGGAGGCAGGGCCGCGGCGGAGCGCAGGGAAAGACCGAAAGCCCCGAAGCGCUCCAAGGUCUCCGGGCGAGCGGGGAAGGAGGGUAGAGGGGCAGAUCGGAGAGCGGGAGGGGACGAGAGGAGCGGACGGGAGAGCCGGCGAGGGGGGGACGAGAACCGGAGAGGCCCCGGCAGACAGAGCAGGGAAAGGGACGGGGCGGAGGCACACGGCCGGCCGGCCAGGGGAAGGGGGGACGGCCGUAGGCGGAGCCCCAGCCGCGAGCGCAGUUCCAGCCGCCAUAGGCGGAGCCCCGGCCGGGGGCGGAGUCACGGGCGGCACCGGAGCUGCCGGAGCUCCAGUCGCGACAGGCGGAGCAGCAGCAGCAGCAGGAGGAGGAGCCACAGCCGAGGGGGGAGGAGCCACAGCCGAGGGGGGAGGAGCCACAGUCGAGGGGGGAGGAGCCACAGCUCUCGGAGCAGCAGGUCUCGGAGCAGAGACAGGCGCAGCCGUAGCCGCGGCAACAGGAGAGGGCACAGGCACCGCAGUCGGAGUUACAGCCGAGACAGGAGCCGCUCAAGGCGCCACUAGCUGAACCCGUCUGGAUGAGAGGCCUGGCCCGCCUUACCAUGGAAACAGCAGCCUGCACACACCGACCACAGGAGAACCAUCGCUUCAACAUAAACCCUGCGCAGAGUAGCGGUCAGCCAGGCCAGAGAUGUGCUGAUUUAGGAUCUCGUUUGUCGAGAGGAGCUCUCCACUCUCGGAAGGCUCGCUGCUAUCAAGCUCCUGACGGUUGUUUCCAUCACCGUGUCCUCUGCCUAUAGAAUGUGAAGGUCAUAGACUGCUGUUCCAGAAACCCAGAAGACUGUUCUGGGAAAACGGUUUGUGUGUCCGACUGCACCAUGGGAGACAACAGCAGAAUAACGCUGUUUGACUGUGUUCGGUAUCAAUGCUGUCCACAGGGAAUGCUGGGAGUUGGAGUUUGGCACCACACAAGCGGCACGCCAACAGCGAAGGUUCAAGUUAUUUCCCCAUGUCAAUUCCCAAAGAACGGAUUGAAACAUCAUGCUUACCCCACGUCUGCCCAGACACAGCAGUCUGGGCUCUGACCCAUUUAAAAUAAAAGCUUGCUGAGAUCAGCGUGUACAGUCCAGUAUUAGACACUUUAGGUUAGAAAAAUUGAGAGUUUCUGAGUAAUAAGCCACAAUCAGUCCCUAAUUGUCCUUGACCUUGAACAUAGUGGUGCCUCCAUCCAUGGCACCUUAUGGCGCACCAUACCACAUCUCAGCUUCCCCUUUGCUCUCGUCUGACCUACCAUGGGACAGGGUGACCAUUGAGAUGUAUUGAGAUGUUCAGCCUUUUGCCUGUGUUAAAGAUGGGGGGUUUGCUUCAGUUAGGUUGCCUUGCUUCAGUUAGGUUGCCUUGCUUCAGUUAGGUUGCCUUGCUUCAGUUAGGUUGCCUUGCUUCAGUUAGGUUGCCUUGCUUCAGUUAGGUUGCCUUGCUUCAGUUAGGUUGCCUUGCUUCAGUUAGGUUGCCUUGCUUCAGUUAGGUUGCCUUGCUUCAGUUAGGUUGCCUUGCUUCAGUUAGGUUGCCUUGCUUCAGUUAGGUUGCCUUGCUUCAGUUAGGUUGCCUUGCUUCAGUUAGGUUGCCUUGUUUCAGUUAGGUUGCCUUGCUUCAGUUAGGUUGCCUUGCUUCAGUUAGGUUGCCUUGCUUCAGUUAGGUUGCCUUGCUUCAGUUAGGUUGCCUUGCUUCAGUUAGGUUGCCUUGCUUCAGUUAGGUUGCCUUGCUUCAGUUAGGUUGCCUUGCUUCAGUUAGGUUGCCUUGCUUCAGUUAGGUUGCCUUGCUUCAGUUAGGUUGCCUUGCUUCAGUUAGGUUGCCUUGCUUCAGUUAGGUUGCCUUGCUUCAGUUAGGUUGCCUUAUCAAUGAAGACCUGUACAGAGAUGUUGUCUUCUUUUCUUUUCUUUUUUUUCUUCAUCCACAGUUUAAGACUUGAGAUGUGAGGGUGUCUUCAGUACAGUCUCUUCUGAAAGCUGCUGUUUUGACUUUGACGGUCUGCGAAUCAGCCUGUCGAUCCGUUUGAGUCGGUGUGUGUUUGUGAACCUGUGACCUGGCCAUUUUGACUCCUGCAUGUCAUGCAUACACGCCGGAGACGGGACUUCAUAUGUUUGAAUAAAGGAAGAAAAACGUU
Messenger RNA from Hypomesus transpacificus, 3852 nucleotides. RefSeq names its product A kinase (PRKA) anchor protein 17A (gene akap17a). NCBI's taxonomy places the organism in Eukaryota, Metazoa, Chordata, Actinopteri, Osmeriformes, Osmeridae. The coding region runs from base 189 to 2252 and encodes 687 amino acids. The record is from RefSeq and is a predicted model, not a curated record. The transcript is spliced from 6 exons.